AUGAAAAAUUCCCUUACCAAAUUUUAUACUUUAAACUCAUUUUCAUAAGAUAAAACCUACACCUUUGUUAAAUAGCGAAAAGAGUAAUUGCAAGAGGAGAUCGUUAAAAUUAAUGAUGAAACAGAAUUUGAAGACUUUGCUGAAUUUAAGUUAUUAAAUCAGGAUGAAACCAUCAUCUCAAUUAAAUAUACUGUUGAUUAAUUUUAUGACCCUUUUUAACAAUAGGAAAUAAAAGUAGAGCAUUAUGUUCAGGAAUUGAUUUACAAUAUAAGACGAAAAUAUCCUUGGAUAACUAUAUUGGAGAAACGAAUAUCUCAAUCUGCGGAAUUGUUGUGCUAGAUUCAACUUUACAAUCAGAAACAUAAGGUAGUGUUGUUCAACAAGCCCUUCACAAAUACUUAACAUAUUUUAGAAUUGCUGAAACUCUACAUUGAGAGAGGAACAAUCAACAUUAAAUUUGUAUGUCAAAAUUAGGAUGUGAUUGCUUUGGGAGGUCAAUUGAAUAAUUUGUUCGAAGAUGCUUUUAUUACAAUAUCUUAGAAAGAUAAGCUGUAAAUGAAUGACAAAUCGCAUAUUCCAGCUAAAUUGAUCACCAUUAACAAGAAGCUUACAUCUAACUUUAUUAAUUUUAAAGAUCUGCCUUUGAAUAACGAUUUCAUUGUUGAUGUCUAAGGAAAGCAUUUUAAAUAUGUACAUUAAGAUGUAAAUUUCAAUGAAAAUGUCAUAGAAUUGGAAAGAAAUGAUAUCAUAUAGGCCAAAUAUAAACUGAUUCAUCAAGGGAAAUUGAUCGAGGCAGAUAAAUUCUUAGUAAAUGGGAUGCCCAUUAAUUUUAAUGGAGAAUAUAGAUUUUGGACUAAACCAUAAAUGGAAUAUAUUGUAAGUAUUGAGAAAUUAGAUUUCUAUCCUAAGUAGCAUAUCUUAAUCACAAAAGGAUUUGGAGAAUAUAAAUAGGAAGUCGAGAUGAUUAAAAUCUAGAAAACGAUAUUGAAAAUUACUAGCAAGAACAUCAUAGAUUAGUCCAUCCUUGAUAAUGUUGAUAUCAGUAUUGAUGGCAAGGUUGUUGGACAGACUAAUAAAAAUGGCACAAUAGUAAUUUAAAAUCUUGAGUUGAGGAGUAUUGUAAUUAAGGCAGCAAAGAAGGGAUUUCUGACAAUGCCUUUGCAAUUUGACAUAUCUGCAAAUAAUAUUGGUUAAAAUCUAUUAAUUGAGAUGUUUCCAGAUUAUUUUAGUUUAAUGAAUCAAUUCCACAUUUUGAUAGUUAAACCCAAGAGUGCAAAGAAACUAUCUCUUUAAUUGGUUGACUUAGAUGAGUAAAAUAAAAGCAACAUCCAACAGAAGAUAGUUCCAUACAGCAAUGGCUCCAUCGUAAAUUAUGGAAUACAUAUUGGUAAUUUUGAUGCGUUUGAUAAACAGAAGAAUAUCUAUUAGUUAUUCAUCAAGGAUUCCAAGGAGGUCUUGCCAAGAUGCAGAUAAAGCAGUUAAAACUUAAAUAAGAAAUCAUAACAUGUUAAUGCGUCACCAAUUAAUUAAAUGAAAACUAGAAUAAUUAAUUAAAAUUCAGAUUUAAAGACAGAGAGGGGUUUAAAUUAAAAUAAGAAAUCUACUCCGAAUUUAGAAGUUGAACAUUUGCACAUCUACUUGUCAUUCGGAAUGGAUAUCGUAUGUUAACAAAUAUUUGAAGUUGAAAAAUUCACAUCAAAAGUGUAUGCUACCAUAAAUUUGUAAAGAAGGAUUGUGGAGUUGGAUGGUAAAGCGUAUAGUUGCAGAUAACAGAAGUCUCAAUCAAAAACAAAUAAACGACGUGAAACUGGCAAUAUUCUAUAACUAUUGACAAAUCAAAUAUGA
Molecule: messenger RNA, 1845 nt
Organism: Paramecium tetraurelia
Lineage: Eukaryota; Ciliophora; Oligohymenophorea; Peniculida; Parameciidae
Exons: 3
Source: RefSeq, a predicted model, not a curated record